ACGUUUUCCGGUCGUGAUUUUGUACAAAUGUCAUGGCCGCUGAGAUGACUUUCGCUUGCUCCUAGCUCUAUGAUGAUGAAAUUGGUGCAAUAAUGCAAUCGUACUACUCAAUAAGAUAGAUCAGCGACAUCCCCCAACUGUGUGAUAUCUUCCAUUGUUUGGAGUAAUCAAGUGUGCACAAAAUGACUAGACACUUGCUAGUUAAAAUAGUUCACCUAUAUUUAUCGUUGAUUUUGGUGUAACCUCAUGCGCUUAACAGAAGACAGUUUUUCUUUAGAUUACCGUGGGAAGCACAAAUAAGCGUAAAGUGACCAAGCCAUGUUGCGCACUGUAUCCCAUUUGAUCCUUGUGGCAAUGUCAUCAGCAGUGGUUGUGCCAUAUGCCAUCACAAUUCUUUCGCAUCUGAUGUACAGCCAUCAGCCACUGCGUCAAGCUGCAGCACGCUCAUUGCAUCCUCGUCGUGUGUAUGCCUUUAGUCUUGUUCUUCUGCAAAAGAUGGUCCUGUAUUUGCGGUAUUCCCCUCUUUACCUACGUUGGAGAUAUUAUUAUAUAAAUGCAGAUCCAGCAAUAUUGAUCAAGAACAUUGCUUAUGGACGGAACAACUGUUCUCUUGAUUUGCACUUGCCUGAACCUAGGCACACAGUUGUGCUGCAGAAGAAAGCAGUGCUAAAACCAGUGGUGGUCUUCCUUUUUGGAGGAGCUUGGUCAUCUGGGGACAAGAGCAUGUAUGGAGCUUUGUGUUAUCAACUGGCCAAUCGACUGGACUCACUUAUAUGUUGUCCAAACUAUUCCUUGUAUCCUCAGGGCUGUGUUGAUGACAUGAUACAAGACAUUGUAGACUGUGUUCAGUGGAUCUACGACAAUAUACAUAGCUAUGGUGGACAAAAGGAGAAAUUGAUGAUUGUUGGUCACUCUGCUGGGGCCCACCUGGGUGCUUUGGCAAUACUGGAGUUGCUCCACGAGGAACGCACACAGAACAGUAGUGUCCUGUCUCCAGACCUGUUACCAUCUUUGUGCUUCCAUGAAGGGCACUACACAUCUGCUGCACCUAUCGUUGGAAACCAUGAGGAUAGUUCUGAAUCUUCAGAAUCCUUUGCUGUGGUGAGUGAAAAUGGGAACAGUGAAUCUGUUGCUUUGAUCAUGGGCACCAGUGGUGCACUGUCCAGCUCACUAACCCAUGAACUUGAAGCUUCAGCUAGUGCUGCAGGACAGGAAGCCUUAGUAUGUAGUGAAGGACUAGACACUUCAGCAGUUGAUGUAUUUGAUGUCACCACAAAUAGUGGUGUACCUGAGAGAAUGGAACCAUCUUUUAUCAUCUCUGGUUUAGAAGCAUCUGGCAUGGAAACAUACGAGCCUGGAAAAGGUCUCACAGAGCUUGUCCAAGAAAUCCAGGUAAAGGUAAGGAGGUCUGGAGGGCCAGGGGAUGUGGUAGAAAUCUCAAAGAUAAUAAGCCAAGAGGUAAGCACUGCCACAGGAGAGAAUGAGAGUUGUGAUGAAGAAGAUGAUGACAACGAUUCCAUCAUCACCGUACGACCAAAGGACAUUGAGCGACAUGCUACAUUGAGUGACCUAUGUGGCUGCAUCAAAGCCUUUGUAGGACUAGCAGGAGUAUACCAUAUUGGAGAUCACUACAGUCAUGAAUCCUUCCGGGGCAUUGAAGAUAUAUCUAGCAUGACUCCAGCUAUGUAUGGUCAUGACCAUUUUGAACGUUUCUCCCCAACCACUAUGUUGAUGAGCCUCACAGCGCCAAUCAGUUUGCCGUGCAUGGUGCUAGUCCAUGGAACAGCUGACCGUGUGGUGCCAAUCAAAUCUAGUGAAAAGAUGGCGACUGCUUUGUCUCGCAUUGGAACAAAUGUGUCGCUCCAAGUGUUGCCCAACUGCGAUCACUAUGAUAUCUGUUUUGACCUUAUGCUUCCCUCUCGACAGUUCCACAAUACACUCAUGACAAUCUUGAUGGAAACAGCUUCUAGUGUCUUUUGAUUAUAAUCUGUUACAAAACUUAUAAUAUGAUACAGGUUCAAAGAUUUUUAUCUGCACAGAGCUCUUCUAUCACAGAAAAUUGGUUUGUGUUAUGUUAGUACCAUGACAGGUUGAGUACUGUUGACAUAUCAAAGUUAGCAUUACUAGGUUCUUUGGAGAGUGGUGUGCACAUGUGAACGAGUCUAUUUCAGUAAGUGUAAUAGUUACAAUGCAAUGUGCAAUUGAAGAAUUGUAUUAUUACCAUCUCUGUAUGUUUGAAUGUUUAAAAUAUCUUGCUAGUUUUCUAAACUUGAUGCUGUUUAUCCAAGUUAUGAUUUGUCAGAACAGGUGUACGUGGAGAAUUUUUUGUUCAUGAUUGUUCCUGAAUGCAAAUGUGCAUAUCUGGCUAUUCUUUCGGUAAAUGUGUUUUUCUGAAAUUGAUGCAGGUGCCUUUUCCAUUUUGACGAGCCUGCUUUUGUUUUAACUCUAUGGUUUUAGUCCAAAGGGAUGCUAUUUACUUUUAAUAACAGCUUUCAGCGAAAGAUGCUAUGUUUGCUUUAGAUUGCAGUGCGAUGAAUUAGUUGUGGUUAUGGAAAGAGAAUGGCAGUUAUUUUUCACUUUUGAAAUAGUUUUAUUCUAAUUUGUUAGAAUGACCGUGUGACCAAGCACUGACUAGCAGUCAGCAAUAUAAAAUACCAAGUGCACACUUACUAACAUCUAUGUUAGUGAUCAAAAUGCUUUUGUAGUUUCAAAAAGAUGAGUAGGUGUUGGAAUAAACAUAUCUGUUAAAAAUGUCAGGUGUUACCAUAUGAUGAAUUGAAAAACUAUGGUCAUAUCACUGCUGAUAUGUAUAUUUCCCUUCAUCAAAGACACAUGUUAAUUUUUAAGACGUUCAACACCAAUAUCUAAAAGAUUUAUUUUGCUCAAUACAUUGCUUUCUAGUGUUUAGAUCAAGGUGAUUUGUUACAGCAUUCAGGUGUCUUGGGGUAACAAUAUGGCAUAGUGUGGCCACUGUUUAAGGUGAGCUUAUUUCACACAAAACUGGAUUACCAUGAUUUUGUUUUCUUAUAAAUGACUUAAGUGAAUAUCCUUUGCCUUGCACUCUGACCUGUUCCUUUGUAAAAUUUUGAUCAAAAAGUAGUGGUACACCUCAUUGUGAUAUGUGAUAUUUAGUGAUGAUAGUAUUUAGAUGAUUUCAAACUGUCUUCAGUGUUAAGCCAUUACUAUCAGCACCUUGUGAAGUGGCACUGAAAUGGUAUUGGAAAUGUGUUUACAAAUUAGCCGUGACUGCAUGGCUUUUAUUGAAAAUAAUGGUCAUGGAUAGAUACAGGAAAGGUGGAUGGGUUGCUCAAGAGCAGAGUUUGCCACUUUUCAUGAUGCAUUGAUCAUUGCUGACAAAUUUCCACAGACUAUGAUUAACUGGGCACUUUUAGUUAGUUCUAAACAAAAAAACAAAAAAAAAAC
Messenger RNA from Pomacea canaliculata, 3423 nucleotides. RefSeq lists its product as uncharacterized. Gene Ontology annotation, biological process: proteolysis. Bases 319 to 1980 code for a protein of 553 amino acids. The transcript is spliced from 7 exons. Lineage: Eukaryota; Metazoa; Mollusca; Gastropoda; Architaenioglossa; Ampullariidae. Gene Ontology annotation, molecular function: serine-type peptidase activity. The record is from RefSeq and is a predicted model, not a curated record.